AUGGCAAAAGUUUUAGAUUUGCCUGCUGUACCACCAUUCUCUGUAUCGCAUCACAGAACCCUUGCUCAACGAUGGGAAAAGUGGACAAAGUCUCUCGAUUAUUAUCUCCGUGCGUCUGGAGUAACUGAUCAGAAACAAAAACGUGCUGUUUUACUACCCCUUGCUGGCCCUGAUGUACAAGAAAUCUUUGAAACCCUGCCUAACACUGGCGAUGAUUAUAAGACUGCCCUCGAGAAACUUAAUGAGUAUUUUCAACCGAAAAGAAAUAUCCCAUUCGAGCGCCAUGUUUUUCGGCAAGCUUCCCAACAGCCUGACGAAUCAAUGGACGUAUAA
This is a messenger RNA of Paramuricea clavata, 333 nucleotides long. The record is from the annotation of a GenBank genome assembly. Lineage: Eukaryota; Metazoa; Cnidaria; Anthozoa; Malacalcyonacea; Plexauridae.